AUGAAGACUCACAUGCUGGUGCAUACGGGCCAGAAACCUUUCGAAUGUGCAGAAUGUGGGAAACGAUUCAGUCAACUUGGACAUGUGAAGAAGCACUCAUUUGUGCAUACUGGGGAUAAACCUCAUGAGUGUCCAGAGUGUGGGAAAAAAUUCAGUCAUCUUGGACAUGUGAAGAGACACAUGGUUGUGCAUACAGGGGAUAAACCUCAUGAGUGUCAGGAGUGUGGGAAAAGAUUCAGUCACCGCGGAGAUGUGAAGAGGCAUAUGAUGGUGCAUACGAACCUGAAGCCUUUUGAGUGUGCUGAGUGUGGAAGAAGAUUCAGAGAACGUAGUAGUAUAAUUACACAUAUGUUGUUGCAUACAGGUGACAAACCUCACGAGUGUCAAGAGUGCGGACAAAGAUUUAGGCAUCGUAAAAGUAUGAGUAAUCACAUGACAAUAUUUCAUACAUGUGAUAAACUUGACUUGGCCUAG
Molecule: messenger RNA, 474 nt
Organism: Procambarus clarkii (red swamp crayfish)
Lineage: Eukaryota; Metazoa; Arthropoda; Malacostraca; Decapoda; Cambaridae
Product: gastrula zinc finger protein XlCGF57.1-like
Biological process (GO): regulation of transcription by RNA polymerase II
Molecular function (GO): DNA-binding transcription factor activity, RNA polymerase II-specific; RNA polymerase II cis-regulatory region sequence-specific DNA binding
Source: RefSeq, a predicted model, not a curated record